GAGCUGCCUCCCAGCAGGAGCACCAUGAAGUCCACUAGGUUCUCCUUCUUCUCUGUGAUGGGUCCCGUCCUCAUCCUCUGGGCUCAGCUGCCGUCGGUGCCCGCCCCAUGUGAGUUUGGGUAUUACUUGGAGGGGUGAAGAAUUGGGGAGGUUUGGGAGUUGGGGAGCAUGCUUGGUGAGCUGUGAUUCCUACAUCGCAGGGGGUUGGGCCAGGUGUCCCUUGGGGCUCCUUGUAUGAGGGGCAUGGCCUUAACUGGUGAUAGCAUGCCAGGGUGGGUGGAGCCCACCUGCCAGGGCUAAGCCUAGCCUGAAUUUGAGGGAUUCCACCUGCCUCCCCAGUCACAGCCCUUUGCCCAACACCCCCAAGAAGCCUGGACAUGAAGGUGACUCUCGCGAUCCACAGCACCCUCACAUGCUCAGAGAACCUCCCACGCACCCAGCUGAGACGCACAGGCCCAGAAGUUUUGCUGGGACUCUGCAGGUCGGGUGGACAAGCCCUGAAUUUGAAGAUCUACCUGCCUGAAUGUUUCAGGUUGGUCAGCGAUGGGCAGCAGCUGGUCAGUGAGCUGCCUCCCUUGGUCCAAACAAGCAACAAGGCUCUUCAUUUACACCGUAGAAAUUCACUUCUGUGCAUUGACCAUAAGAAACUGUGUGAUGGGAUUUGGGCAGGGUAGGGUUCAAAUUCGGGAGCUUCAAAGGGGAAAUUUGAUUGUAGUCCUCAAAUGAAAAAGCCCAACCCCAAAUUCUGGUCAGAGUGGAGGAGAAUCUGGCUCAGGAGAGAGAUGAGGCAGAUAUAUGGCUGACUAGACAGGCAAUGGCAAAAGUUUAUGAUGUCCUUUCCCUCUUUGAAUAAGGGUGGGGACAACAAAGGCUCUUUCGCCACCUUCACCCUCUAAGCUGCUGAAAGGAAGGGCUUGUCCACACUUCCGAAAGUCGUGCCUAGAAAGCUCAGCUCUUUAGCACUGAAUCCAAACAAAUGGCAACCCAUGAGAAACCCCAUUGCCAUUCAUCCUGAUUCAGUGCUAAACCACAGGUUUUCCUAGGGGAACAGUGGGGCAAGCAGAGGUGAGCCCCAAGAGAGGUUUGGGGGCUCAUCCAGAAGCGGGGUUUUGUGUAGGAGGGCUGUAGGCAGAUUCUUGGACUCUGCAUUUAACAAGAAUCAUAGAACUGUUGGGCUGGACCCUCCAGGGUCCGUUAGUCCAUCUCCCUGCAUUGGAGAAAUUACAUUUAAAGCAUCUAUAACAGACGGCCAUCCAACCAACCUCUGCUUUGAAACCCUCCACAGCUCUUACCGCUAGAAAGUUCUUCCCUAAGGGUGCCACCCAGCUGUUGCUGUGCUUCUGGCUUCCGUCAGUGGACCUUGAGGCUCUAGCAAAAACAAAGCAACCUGAGGUUUUCCCAUGCCAGAUACAGCCCAUCUCUGAGCAGAGGAAGGUGGAGGUGCUGGAGAUGAUGGUGGGACCUCCUGGCAAGCUCUGAAGGGUGUCAGCGUCCUGGAAGAGAGAAGCCGACUCCAGCCCCCUCUGACUUCCAAAGCAGCCUGUGCCUGAGUGUCUGCAAGUUGGGUCUUGUGGGGGAAAGGGAAGGUUCAGGAAGCCAAGCAAUGAAUCACACGGCCUUUGAUCCUCUAAAGGGAGUGGGGCUUGGGUUAGGGGGUGGUUAGGUGUUGAAAUCCUAUGCGUCUCCCAAGGUUCAGAUGUAACAGAUGAUGUCAGCCUCCUUGGAGCAAAAGACAAAUGACUCACGGAUGCCUGGAGCCUGCCCUUUCAGAAGGGUGAUGAUGAUGCCUAGAAAAACUUCCGGCGGGCAGGGAGACUUCCAUACUGGGGCAACACAUUCUGGAAUAGCGUUGUGUAUCCGCCACCUGAAUCAGCUCUGGGUGGCGGGAGGUGUCUACUUUUGCAUUCUUACAACUGGUUCUCCUGCAUUCCUGUGGGCUGUGGAGUGUGUGGGAAAUCCUUGCUUGUCUAAUGGUGCCAUGAGGAUGCCCUCCAGGUUGGCACAGACAUGUCAAGUUUCCUAUUGUUCUCACCUGUGGCCCCCUCCCAUUUUUCCAUGCCUCUGGGGCCAAAAAAAAUGAGCUUCUCUCUCUCUCUCUCUCUCUCCCUCUCUCUCAUUAGUCAGACAGCCUGAUCAUGCAAUGCCCCACCUUAAAGCCUUCUCCUGCUUUCCUGCCCUGUCCCAGACCUAGUCCCAGCUCCUCACUCUUCCCUUCAGAGUCCUCCUCCCUCUCUGGGUCUCUCUGUUCUUCUCUCCUGAGAGAUCCAGUCAGGGGUGUAGGAAGGGGGGGCGGUGGGGAUGGACUGCCCCGGGUGCCCUCACUGAGGGGAUGACAUUCAGCACGCCAUCCACCCAUGACUCCCAAACCUACCCCAACCCCUCCAGGGUAAGGGGCAGAGCUAUGCCGUUUUGCUGGUGGCAUUCCCCGCUUCCCCCUUUGUUUUGACUGCUUGGGGGAAGCUUGGGGGUCGUGGGUGGGUGGUACUGACUGUCCUCUAUGGGCAGCUUGCUCCGCUGCUGGCUGCAGGGUGUGAGCGCUGCUCCGGACCCCGAGUGGCUAUCCCUCGCCUGGGAGGGCACCCUCCGUACCACACACCUACCACACACCCCUCGGGAACUCGCCCGCCCUGGGCAGCGUGGGCAUAUGCUCUGCCGCUGUUGCCAGUCACCUCCAGUUCCUCCAUCAUUGGAUUCCUGAAGGUCUCUCCCUGGAGAUAUGGCAGGGAAGAGCAAUGGACUUUGAGAGUCUCUUAGCAACAGAGGAAGCAGAAACAGAGGAGUCAGCCACUGGUCCAUAUUGCUCAAGAUUGUCUCCACUGAUUGGCAGUGGCUUUCCAUGUUUUCAGGCAAGGGAAUGAUUCCUAGCCCUACCCAGAGAUGCCAUUGGAGGCUGGACCAGGGUUUUCUUCGCCCUAGCUAGAUUUCUUGUCUUCCUUGUAAGCUGCUUGGAGGCUGUGCUGCGGUCAAGCACUGUACAAAUUCUGUUGACUUAAGAGAGAUCAAUAAUACAGUUUCAGACGUGUGCAGCACAUUUCCAAAGGACUCUGACCGGUGUGGCGACCCCAAGCCGCGCUUCUUCUACAACUCCACCUCCAAGGCCUGCGAGCCCUUCACCUACAGAGGCUGCUCGUGGUACCGCAACCGCUUUUACACCAUCGAAGAAUGCCAGCGCCACUGUGGAGGGACUGGUGAGUGGGGGUGAGAGGGGGGUGGGCCCAGCUGUGGGAAAAGACCCCGACCCUCUUGACUGACAGACACCCACCCACCCAGGCAUCUCGAAGCACAGGGGGCGCCUGGGACCUGGGUGGGGGGAGCAGGUGUCCUGAACUUCUUCACCUGCCAUGUAGAUGUGGUCAGGCGUAGAUGUGGCUCAAAGGGUUGCCCCACUCAUCCCAGCAUCCCAGAGUCGAGGGGCAGGCCUGACGGGGACCCAUCACUCAGCAUUCUCCUAGAAGCCCUUCCUUAUGGAGGGGGAUGGAAAAGAGGCGAGGGAACACACUAGGUGUGCGUGAAACACACUCUGCAGGGUGUGAGAAAGUGGACAGAGAUUGUCUUCUUCUUCUUCUUCUCCAGAACUUCAUGGAGUCAAUGGUGAGAGAUUCAGGGCAGACAAAGGGAAGGGGUUUUUUGCACACAGCAAAUAGCUGAAAUAUAGAAUUUGUUCCUGCAAAAGGAAUUGACAGCCACCAACUUGGAGGGCUUUAAGGACUGAGCAAAUUCAUGGGGAGGAUGAAGCUACUAGCCACAAGGUCCAUGCAUGACCUCCCCUGUUGAUGGAGAGAGUCAGUCUUGCUCUGAUGUCCUUCAUGCAAGCUUCUCCAUUGGGGCACGUGGCUGGCCUCUGUAAGAACAGCUGUGUCCAGCAACCAGGAUCCUUGAGAGAUAUUAGGAGGGCUUUUCUCCAUCGUUGAUGAAACCUCCCCACCUCCUCCCCACCUCCUUGCACCCACCAUUCUGCCCCUUUUGGGAAUGCUCCUUGAAGUUGAAGACUCAUGAUCAGGGGUUGCAGAACAGUGGCCUAAGGUCACCCCCCCCCACACACAUCAUGCCCAACGACAACCCUUGUUUCGCUCUCUGUGUUGCAGAAAAGCCUGGCUCCUGCCUCCCCAGUCCUCGAAACAUCACCCUGGAGUGCUUGGCCAGCUGCCUUCAUGACGGAAACUGCCCGGGGGAUCAGAAGUGCUGCUCUUAUGGGUGCGCAUUGCGCUGCUCUGAGCCCAUCAAAGGUGAGACCCAGAGGUUGCUGGGGGAGGUGGGGGCUACUGGUACCCUUCAGAGAAGUGGCCUCUGUCAGGGAUGAUUUAGCUGCUACUCAUGGGCUCUCAAUAAUGCUGGGCAGCUGUGAGAGCAGAGUGGUGCUUCUGCAGCUGGAGCAAGCACUAGAAGGUCUGCUUUCCAUGGAGUGUGAGACUAAUUCUCAGGGCUGUGGGUUCAAGCCCCACAUUGGGCAAAAGAUUCCUGCAUUGCAGGGAGUUGGACUAGAUGACCCUCGUUUGCCAGUCUAAACAGACUCAGUUCCCUCAAUCUGCCCUGAAUCUUCCACCAGUUUGACUGGAUGACCCCAUCAGGUUCUAGGAUUCUGAGAGAUGGAGAAACCUACCUGUUUUCUCCCCACAUUCUGUCAUGAGUUUCCCCAGCCACUCUGGGCGGCUCCCAAUCAAGUAUUAAAAACAAUACAGCGUUAAAUAUUAAAAACUUCCCUGAACAGGGCUGCCUUCAGAUAUCUUUUAAAGAUAGGAUAGCUACUUAUUUCCUUCACAUCUGAAGGGAGGGCGUUCCACAGGGUGGGCACCACCACCGAAAAGGCUCUCUGCCUGGUUCCCUGUAAUUUGGCUUCUUGCAGCGAGGGAACCGCCAGAAGGCCCUCGGAGCUGGACCUCAGUGUCUGGGCUGAAUUAUGGGGGUGGAGACGCUCCUUCAGGUAUACAGGACCGAAGCCGAAUAAAUUUCUAUACAAUCUGGAUAGUCCUGUCGCUAUAACUCCCACAAGGAAUUAUAGCCCCAGAUGUUUCGACCUUUCUUCACAGGGGAGUUGCUCCACCCCUGUCCUCCUUCUGAAUCUUCGCAGAGAACGUAGUUAAAGUCUGUUUCUCUCUCACUCUUCCUUCCUCUCCCUUUGCCAUCCCAGAUAUUUGCAAGCUGCCUCCGGAUUACGGUCCCUGCCAUGGCAAGUUCCGGAGCUGGUAUUACGACGAGCGUGACCAAAACUGCAAGAGGUUCAUCUACAGCGGCUGCCUCGGCAACGAGAACAAAUUCAAGAAGCGCAAGGAGUGCCUGGCCAGGUGCAAGCCAGCAGGUGAGCAGGCUGGAGACCCAGCAGGGAAGGGGGCUAUCGAUGGCUACUAGCCAGGGUGACUAGGCUUGACUAGGUUAAAAGAGGGGAAAUGGCCAGCGGAAAUACGAGAACAAAAUGAAGACAAGUGUACGGAAGAAUGGAAAUUCUUUUCGGCCUCUUUUAAAAAGGAUGAUAGCAAAUGAAAUUGCAAGCAGGGUCUUGCAGCGUAAGCAAUGGAAGGCUAGCAAGAAUGAACUAAAUGAAGAAAUGUGUAAGUUUUGCAUUUCAGGAAUAAACAUCAAGAAUGCAAGGAUGGGAAGUCGAAUUGCUAAGAAAUGUGGAUAAAUUGAUUUGGCACAAAGUUUAUAAAACCGAUAAAAAAAUAAAUAAAAAAGCAGAAACUACAAGCAGGAAGCUUUGAGUAAACGUACGGAUGCAGGACUGAUUCUCAGUAUGUUACAGAAUGAGUAUGUUACAGAAAGUUCUUGGCAGUGACUGGAAGGGAAUGAUCCACUUCCAGUUGACUGCAGAGAAGCCAUUUCUCAAAGGCACAAAAGUGUAGAAGCCGCCUUAGGCGGGAAGGAGUCCCCGCCGAUGGCACAGUGUGCUGACAAUGCUUUCCUCUUUUUCCAGGGCCUUCCUAAGUCUUCCUCGCUCACCCACUGCCUGGCCCAAGGCCCUCAACCUGGCCAGCCUGCAAUGGCCUCAUGCCAGAACAGACGGCCCCUCCGCACGCAUUGCACAGACAAUCCGGGUGUAUGAAUGAAUCAAUGUUUCCGUGAAGUGAUGACAAACGUCUCCGCUGCUGCGAGAAACUUCCUGGUGGUUGACGUGUGCUUCGCCCAAGGGGGCGUGGCAUUGCUCCCGGUGGGGUGCAAAGGACUGUCUGCAUUCUCCAAGAGCUUGCACCCUUCUUCGUAUGAAUGUCCAUGCUGGCAUGUGGCAGAUGAAACCAGGCAGCCAAUGGCGCUUGCAGAAACUCUGGUAUGAACUCUCAGAGGAGGAGGAGGAAGAGGAGGAAGAGGAAAGAGAGGUCUGGCUUCCUUGCUGCCACCUCACCUGAGUGCUUCCUGGGUGCUUCUCCCCACCUGCCACCACUAGCCUGUUCUUCCACAAAAGCACACUCAACUGGAGGGCAUAUAGAAUCAUAGAACGGUAGAGUUGGAAGGGACCCAGGAGUCAUCUAGCCCAACGCCAUGAAAUGUAGGAAUCACAGCUCAAGCAUCCCUGAGAGAUGGCCACCCAACCUCUGCUUGAAAACCUCCAGUGAAGGAGUCCACCACCUUCCAAGGGAGUCCAUUCCACUCUCCAGCAGCUCUUGCCACCAGAAAGUUCUUCCUGAUGUUUAGACAGACUCUCCUUUCCUGUAACUUGGAUCCAUCAGAGGCUUGACAAGCAAGACUCUGGGAGGAGGUGCCAAUAAAUAAUAAUUCCUCUCCACCCCUCGGCCCAGGUCAUUUUAUUCACGAAAGAACUUUUUACACAGUGUUCGUAAGAACCAAUCAGAUUUCCUCUAAGCAUUUCAAAAAAACCCACGUGGGGACAAAGGUAAAAGUUAAAAUUACAAAAAGCUAAUUUGAGCAUGCAUAGUAGUCCAGAGUAAAUAAAAUAGGAAACAAGGAAUGCAUUCAGCAACCCUGGAGGUCAUAAACAAGCGAUAAACAGGAGAGGAAGGAUGGCAAGGAAAAAUUAGGCAUGUUUAUCACCUCCAUGUGAUACUAUUUCCUGGCCCUAAGAUUAACAAAACCAAGGAAAGGUACAUCAAAGCCAUCUACUAUCUUUAUGGCCCAGGAUGCCUGGUGAAGCAACUGGCCUGUGUAUUUAGAAAGCUUAUACGUGCCUGUCAGGCGCAGAGAAAGCAAAUGGCAGAGAUGGAGAGGCUUCUGGGAUUCGAUCAGAAACUAUUGUCAAUGAAUCAAACCCAGUCAACGCAAUGCUUUCAUCGCGGACACCAUGGCUUGCUUCAUUUUUCAUAAUUCCUCAUAGCAAUCCCACCUGACCCCCACACUCUGGAUAUCUGCACCCCUACAAAAAGCCACAAAGGUGAGGGGUGGAGAAGAGGGGUCAGGUUGUGUUGGCAGGCAAGCAAGGCUUGAAUCACGACCUUUGUAGGAGAUGCUGAGGUAGCAAAGAGGACACAGGAAGGCAGAGAGGAACAGAGUGACAGCCUCCCCUCCAGCCUCCUUUUGAGGAAUCUUUUGAGGGCCACAUUCCACCGGGGGUAAUCUCUUGGGAGCCACAUACCAGGGAUGGGAGGAGACUGAAGUUAAAUGUGGUCUCUCCCUUCCCUCCCUCCCUCCCUCCCUUCCUUCCUUCCUUCCUUCCUUCUCUCUCUCUCUGCAUGGGGAGGGGGGAUUUUUGCCAAGGUCUCAGUCCAUGGAGAGAGGGGGGGUUCACCCCAACCCUCCCCAGCUGCCUCUCCAGUGGAAAUCCCCCACCCCAUGCAUGGGAGGGCAAGGGGGGGAGGCAGAGCUGAAGGGGAGGGGCAUAGACAGCACCCUAAGCUGGGGGCAAGGGGCCCCUGGUCUCUCAGCUUCCUUCCAGGGCCUCUGGCAGAGAGCUGUCCUUUCCCAUUUCCUGACAUUCAUUUUUAUUUUUUAAAAAGAUAUUUAUAUACCAUUCACCAGGUGAACUUUGCAAAGCAGUUUACAUAGGGAUAUGAAAGCAAUAAGCCUCAAUAAAGCACCAUUAAGUUAUUUAAUAAAACAGCCAAGGCAAGCAACAAACAGUAUUUUCAUUUAUUUAUUCUCGGAAGCUCAGCUGUCUCCCUGCAGCCCCGGGGAGUAGCUUGCUGGGAAGGAGAAGCUGCCUCAGGCGGAAUACGGGGAGCAGCCGGCUCUUGCGGGAUCACAGAAUUGCAGAGUCGGAAGGGACCCCCAGGUUCAUCUAGUCCAACCCCCAGCAAUGCAGGAGUCGCAGCUAAACAAUUGCUGCUUUUAAAACAUCCUGGGGGUGUUCCUGGGACUUUCUGCAAGUAGUCCUUCUCCAAGACUAAAAUGGCAGAGGGGCUUCAUACACUCACAGAUCAACUGUGGUCCUAUCUGAGUCCAGGGAUUUCAUGUUUUUGGGCAGAUCAAGGGGAGCUGGGGAAGGGGGUAGGCGCUUCAUUCUGGGUGCUCCCUGGGUGGCUCCAUCCCUCAGUCUGGAGCCCCGCACACACCUCAAGAGGUUCCGGGGGGGGGGGCUCUGCCCCAGUUGCUCUCCUUGUCCCUCCUUCUCUUGCUUAACCUUAUUGGAAUCUUUGUUCAGACUUGUUUCGCUUAACAGUGUGAUUUUAUCAUAUCAUUGUAACAUUGUCUUUGGGGGGAUUGGAGAAUUGUAUUUUUGAAGGGGGGUUUCUACACUCAAGCUUUAU
Messenger RNA from Podarcis lilfordi (Lilford's wall lizard), 8630 nucleotides. NCBI's taxonomy places the organism in Eukaryota, Metazoa, Chordata, Lepidosauria, Squamata, Lacertidae. The record is from the annotation of a GenBank genome assembly.